CUCAGUAAGGAAUGAAGUCCAGAGAAGCUGGUGUAGAGUCCCGGUGGAGUGUGUGUUGAUAAACGGAGUGUGUGUAUGUUUAUGAGGAGUGUUUAAUAGCGGGGUGUGUGUGUGUGUGUUUGUGAAGAGUGCUGGGUUAUGAGUGUUGCGUGUAGUUUCUCUCUGUGUAACUGGACCUGUAUCUGGACUGGGUUUAUUGGGAAUGAGAAUGGCGGGGUUUGUGCGCUGUACUGGUUGCAGGAGAAGCACUGAGUCCUGGGUGAGCAUGGAACUGGUCCCGGUUUCAUGCUCUCUGCUUUAUUGAUCGGUUCAGUUUGCGCAUGAACUGACGCUCCGCUUUGUGAACUCGUGGAAGACAAACUUCACGUGUAUGAACGCUGGAGUGGAAAAAAAAACGUGAAAAGGAAGAAGAACAAGCAGUGUGUAUUUGUGGCUCAUUAAACAGGAACUCAUGGAAACGUUUGCGGUGAACAGUGAGGAGGAGCGGGACCGGGACCGGGACGCAGAGAGCGGGGCGGCUGAGGAGCCGCUGCGGAGGAACGGAUGCGCAACUGCCGCGCAGAGUCGAUCCAACAACCGGCCUCACACCAACCCCAAGUGCCUGCUGGUCCUCUUGGAUGUUGUGUGUCUCCUUGUGGCCUCUAUUCCGUUCUUCGCGUGUGAGAUGAAAGCCGUAAAACCGUACAAGCGAGGCUUUUUCUGUGGAGACCCCUGCAUUACCUACCCAUAUGUGGAGAAGGAGGCCAUAUCAGACGGUGUACUCAUCACCGGAGGAAUCAUCAUUACAGGGCUGUCGAUUGCCCUGGUCGAGUCUUGCUGUGUGCACUUACGGCGUGUAAAAUCCCGCGCCUUCGUACAGAACAGCUACGUUUCCUGCCUUUAUAAAGAGCUGGGAAGCUUCUUGUUUGGUUGCUGCAUUGGACAGUCACUGACCAACAUGGCCAAGCUGAGUGUGGGUCGGCUCCGUCCCAAUUUUCUGUCUGUGUGCAACGUGACUUACGAGUCGCUGGGAUGCAAGCUGGGUGAUUAUGUGGAAAGUGUGACCUGCAAUAACACGGAGAAAGCCGAGGAGGAGGCCAGGAAGUCCUUUUUUUCUGGCCACGCCUCGUUCGCCAUGUACACAAUGCUUUACCUGGCUUUUUACCUGCAGGCACGGUUCUCAUGGCGUGGAGCACGGCUGUUGCGCCCCUUGCUGCAGUUCCUGCUGGUAAUGAUAGCCGUGUACACAGGACUGUCCAGGAUCUCAGACUACCGUCAUCAUCCCACUGACGUCCUGAUCGGCUUCUUGCAGGGUGGACUCACAGCCUACUGGGUGGCUUUCCACAUCUCUUCCAUGUUCAAGACGUGUCCUGCAGAUGUGUCCUCUGUAUCUCCCACCAGUAUGUCCUUGGACAGCCCAAUGUCCAUGUCCAGCCGUCAGACUGAAUGUUAGCAUCCGUCCUGAGACGUGGAGACCAAACACUGCCUGUAUACUGACUGAACUGAAUGACUCGGAUGGCUGUGAUCAGUGGAGAAAGCACACAGACAGCGGACAGAUCGACAGGCCGAUACAGUCAGACAUAUUACAGACGAAUGUGUCCUUGUCCAAACACUAAAUGUCCUACGUAAUGAUUGUCCUGCGCCGGAAGUGCUUCCUUCUGAGCUCAUAUGCCUGCACAUGCCUGUCCACUGCCCGCAAAACCUGCCUAAAUACGUAUAUAAUACAGAUUUGUUUUCUCUCUGUAAGCUUCUGUAUUUUUUUUUCAAAAUUCUGUCAAUAUAUUGUAGACAUAGCUGCUAAUGAUGGUAUUAGUCCGUAGUGACAUUUAUACUGACCAUGUCUGUCGAGUGGUGCACCAGGAUUUCUGCCUUUUAAAAACACUGAGAAUCAACCGCUUGAGCACCUGCAACAAUAGAGCUAUGCCAUAAUGAUGAACACAUACACUGACCAAUCACAACAGCUCUGUAGUUACAGCUAACACUAUACAAAGGGUGUGAUGCUCCCUGCACAGACGUCUUUUCAUUUUCCUGUUUUUUUUUGUUUGUUUGCUUUGCCAUUUCCCAUCUUUCAUUAUUUAUUUUAAUUUCUUUUUUUCUCUUGUUUUAUUUCUUCAUUUUACCUGUUUGUCUGGAGAAUGUUUUACAUUAACCAUAACCACUAACACUAAACGUUACUAUUAAGACAUGUACUGAGAUGUUAUUCUUUCUUUUUUCACUUUAAGUUCAGUUACGUCGGGUUUAGGCUCCUGUUCAAUCGAGGCAGCAGUAUGACUGAAAUGAGACGAGACCCGGGUUGGUUUGCUAAGUGUGUUCGAGCAGAAGAACCACUGAACACUAGCACCCCAUUCGAACCCUUAGCACCUCAUCUGCAAAACUGAACCCUGUAACCAUAGCACGUAGUCUCAUUUAAACAGUGUUUUACCCUUUUACUGUGUUCAACCAAUCAUCUUCUUGUUUUGUUUUUGCAGAAUGAUAAUUAUUCCGAUUUAAUGUAUAUAAAUCAUUUUAUAAAGAAAGCCUCUAUAGAAUUUACAGAUAUAUUACCAUGAUUGUGUAGAAGUUGGGUUGUGUGUGUGUGUGUGUGUGUGUGUGUGUGUGUGUGUGUGUGUGUGUGUGUUUCAGGUACGUCGCGUGUGUGUCUGUCUGUAUGAGUGUGUGUUGUAAUGAAUAGUGACUGAGCCAGAGAUAUAUUGAGAUACUAUCACAAAGCUAUAUUCUUGUUUCUAGUUUUAUAAAUGUUACGUUGGUUUUGUCUGUGAAGGCCAGUGAGGCUAAAAUAACCACUGUAUUAAUAAACCAAAUAAUAAAACGAAUGUUCAACCUUCA
Molecule: messenger RNA, 2805 nt
Organism: Trichomycterus rosablanca
Lineage: Eukaryota; Metazoa; Chordata; Actinopteri; Siluriformes; Trichomycteridae
Gene: ppap2d
Product: phosphatidic acid phosphatase type 2D
Exons: 6
Coding region: 452-1432 (326 amino acids)
Biological process (GO): signal transduction; phospholipid metabolic process; phospholipid dephosphorylation
Cellular component (GO): plasma membrane
Molecular function (GO): phosphatidate phosphatase activity
Source: RefSeq, a predicted model, not a curated record